Molecule: messenger RNA, 759 nt
Organism: Thalassophryne amazonica
Lineage: Eukaryota; Metazoa; Chordata; Actinopteri; Batrachoidiformes; Batrachoididae
Product: neuronal growth regulator 1-like
Exons: 3
Coding region: 82-759 (225 amino acids)
Source: RefSeq, a predicted model, not a curated record
CGCAUGGCAACAGGAUCAGAGCCUGGGGGUUGUCUGCUUCUAGCUCUGCUGCUCCCAUUUUACAUCGCAUUUCCUCACUAGAUGGUGUGCGAGCCACCGGAGAGUGCGCUUCCCCGCAAAGUGGGCUCCUCCGCAUCCAGUCAGAAGCACGAACGUGGGGAAACAGUACGGCACACCACUUCGUCCACGGGCUCCGAAGAAGGGGGGGGGGGAAGUGUGGAAAUAAAGGCUUUGGGGUUUUUAUUAUUUUCCUCUCUCUCUCUCCCUCUCUCUCUGGCGCGCGCGCUUGGGUUCGGAGAAGACUCGGGACAAACGACAACACGCAACCCGGCUGUGAUGGACAUCAUGACUGCGGUGCAGGAUGCUUGUGUGUCCGGUCAGUGGCUGACUGCGAUCAUUCUGAGUCUGUGCUGCUUGCUGCCGUCCUGUCUGCCCGCCGGACAAACUGUGGACUAUUCGUCGGUGGAGAAUGUGGUUAGCAGACAAGGAGACACGGCUCUGCUGAGGUGCUACCUGCUGGAUGGCAUCUCAAAAGGAGCCUGGUUGAAUCGCUCAAGCAUCAUAUUCGCAGGGAAUGACAAGUGGUCUGUUGAUCCACGGGUGUCUAUCGUGUCCAACAUUGGAGAUAAUCAUGAGUACAGCCUUCAGAUACAAAAGGUGGAUGUAACCGACGAUGGCCAGUACACAUGCUCCAUUCAGAGUGAGCGCAACCCACGGCCAAGCUCCUCAACCUUAUCGUCAAAGGUCAUUUCCAAGUAG